GGUUGCUGGCCAAUCAGAUGCACAGUCGGAAGACAGGCACGCGCUCCCCAUUAGCCCAGAGAGAUCGGCGGCAGCGGGUUGAGAAGGAUGCAGAGUUCGGUGCGGAGGCGACAUCAGGCGGCCCAGGGGUUCGCAGGCAGAUUUAGCUCUGCUCAGCCAGAUGGUGGCUGCAGGACCUCGCCCUUCCACUUGGACCUCUGGUUCUAUUUCACUCUGCAGAAUUGGCUUCUGGAUUUUGGACGGCCCAUUGUAAUGAUCAUCCUACCGCUCGACUGGUUUCCACUUAAUAAACCCAGCGCAGGAGACUAUUUCCACAUGGCUUAUAAUAUAAUAACGCCACUUCUGCUCCUGAAGCUUAUAGAAAGGUCUCCGAAAACUCUUCCAAACUCUGUGAUCUAUGUAAGCAUCAUAACAUUUGUUAUGGGAGCAAGUAUCCACCUAGUGGGAGACUCCGUCAAUCACAGGCUAAUAUUCAGUGGAUAUCAACUUCAUCUCUCUGUGCGGGAUAAUCCAAUCAUGCAGAACCUAACACCGCCAACCUUGGUCGACUCCUUUGAGUUACUGUAUUACUACGAUGAAUAUCUGGGACACUCCAUGUGGUACAUUCCGUUCUUCCUCAUCUUGUUCAUCUAUUUCACUGGCUGUUUCUCCAAAAUAAGAGCAGAGAGCAGGAUGCCACUGUCGGCCUGGACUUUGCUUGCUCCAAGCAGUCUCUAUUACUGGUACCUUGUGACUGAAGGGCAGAUCUUCAUUAUCUUCAUUUUUACAUUCUUUGCAAUGUUGGCAAUUAUCAUGCAUCAAAAGCGCAAGGGCCUACACCUGGACAGCAAUGGCCUCUUCCUUCUCUACUCCUUCUCUGCUACUCUCAUUUUUAUUGCCGCCUGGAUAGUCUGGCUCUGGAAUGACCAGAUUCUGCGCAAGAAAUACCCUGGGGUGAUCUAUAUUCCAGAGCCCUGGGCCUUCUACACCCUGCAUAUCAAUAGCUUGCACUAAAGUCUGUACCCCUUUGUAGAAGGGACUGGAAGACAGAGCUGACCGGGAGCUUCCACUUCUGCUUUUGGGGGACAGUUGAACAGCAACAGAUGGACACUCCAUAUUUUAUUUACUCAUUUCUCCUCAAUGCCUCCGCAACAGAGUGGCAUUUAUUUUAUGUAUAUUUGACAUCUUUAUUAUAUAUAUAUAUAUAUAUAUAUAUAUAUAUAUAUAUACACACAGUCCCAAGGUGCACACACCGUUUACUUAGGAGAAUACCUGGGUGCCCACCAGUGUGGAAUAGAUGCAAAAGUAAAAAGUAGCGGCACUCACAGGUUUUUUUAGAAGUUCAAAAUAAAGAUGGUUUUUAUUUAGACUCAACGUUUCAAUCCCCCAGAGGGAUCUUCGUCAGGAGUAUACAAACAAACAUUCAGACAACCCAUAAACCCACAGAAUUUAAACCCACGUCAGUGAAAAUGGUGCCAAGAGUUGUUGGGGGAGGACAUAAAGUGUGGGAUAGUAAAGAAAGUGUACAGUAGCAGAAUAAGUGAAUCGUGACAGGUAAUCAUUUAGUCAGCAAGUACUAUCGCUGUGCCAAUAAAACACCACUCUUGUACAACAGAGUGGUGUUUUAUUGGCACGGCGAUAGUACACUUUCUUUACUUUCCCACACUUUAUGUCCUCCCCCAUUACUUUCCAGGAAAUUAUGGCUAGAGUGCUAGCCAAAACGUUAGUUGUUCUUUUUUGAUUCAAUAAACACCAUUAUUUCUUCGUAA
Messenger RNA from Xenopus laevis (African clawed frog), 1748 nucleotides. RefSeq names its product CLN6, transmembrane ER protein S homeolog (gene cln6.S). The transcript has 7 exons. Gene Ontology annotation, cellular component: endoplasmic reticulum; membrane. The record is from RefSeq and is a predicted model, not a curated record. NCBI's taxonomy places the organism in Eukaryota, Metazoa, Chordata, Amphibia, Anura, Pipidae. The coding region runs from base 88 to 993 and encodes 301 amino acids. Gene Ontology annotation, biological process: lysosome organization.